Molecule: messenger RNA, 1401 nt
Organism: Chaetomium globosum CBS 148.51
Lineage: Eukaryota; Fungi; Ascomycota; Sordariomycetes; Sordariales; Chaetomiaceae
Exons: 4
Coding region: 1-1401 (466 amino acids)
Source: RefSeq, a predicted model, not a curated record
AUGGCACCGAUACGCCGCUACCUCAGGAUCACCAAAUACUCGGUUCUCGAAUGUCGCAUCUACCUGGACAACCCCGCACUGGCACAAUCAUGGCUGCUCAAUCCGCGGGACCCCGUCCUCCCCAAGGUCAUCGAGAGCGUGCGGCCGCUGGUCCUGCCCAAGCUGCGCGAGGAGCAGGAGCGCGAGCGGACCCGGAAGAAGAGCAAGAAACGGAGCAUCAAAGACGUGGUCAUCGAAGAUGGCUUUGAGGUGUCGAUCUUUUUGACCGAGACCGACACGCGGCACUCGCUGCUACACAAGAGGAAGCUGUUCCGGGACAAGAUCCAGACGAGGCUCACCUCCAACUCGUCCAAGCUGAUGGGCGCAUCCCACGACGAACCCAUCGACGUCGAAGGGCAGUUCCCGCAGGGAGAUGAUGACGUACCGAUCAUCCGCGAGGAGGACGGCGAUGGCCAGAACGCCAUCAACCUCGCCGACAUUCCCAUGGCGGAUGAGACAGCAGCAGACCCGGAACCCACCAAUAGGAGACCUAAGCGACGACGCCCCCAUGGACAGGGGGAGGAACCGGAAAGAGGCUCCGAGGAUGGGAGCGGCGCGGAGGUGGUGAUCGAUGAUUCAGAUCCAUCGGACGGUGAGCUGUUUGUGGGUGAGGAGGGGGAGAGCGACGAGAGUGAUGCCGCGACUGGCCCGCGGCCGCCCAAGCGCCGCAAGGAGAAGGCGGCCGCCGAGGGUGACACGGCAGCAGCAGGGCGGGACGACAAAAAGAAGAUGGCCAUGGAUAUCUCGUACGAUGGCUUCGCCAUCUACGGACGCGUGCUGUGCCUUGUGGUAAAGCGGCGCGGCGAUGGCGCGGCCAAGACGGGUGGCCAAGGGCCGUCCAGCCACAUCGCCGACCAGACGUUGCGCAGGGAACGCUACCACCAAAACGGCCAAGCAAGUGUGCGCUACUGCCAGGUACUCCCGUUUCUCUUCCCGAUCCGUCCCGAAGGUCGAAUGGCCUGUUUUACGGGGCGGCUCGAGAGGCCUGACUGGCGUCAGCUGGUCACGAGAGAGCAGCCGUCCCUCGGUUGCUGGUUGAUGCACAUCUCAUUCGAUAUAUCGGACGCCACGGCCGUGCAUCAGACCAUGCUGCCACGCGGCCGCCCGCCUAGACUUUUGGAGGGUGACCUGAUUGAGCAAACCCCAACUAAAUCCCAUCAUUUGGGCGCAUACGCCGCCCAUUUCCGGAUGGCCAAGAAUAGCAUGCAGCGAUCGUCCGAAUACCCAGCCAAGGGUGUACCAGGGUUGCAAGUUCGUACCAACUUGGAAGUACAGGUGGGUGGCAGUGGGCCGCAGGAAAUGCAGCAGCCCGUCCCUGCCAUUGCCCGAAAUAGCGGUAAACAAGGGCUCGUCCAGGCUUAG